AUGUGGAGAGGAAGUAACGAAUUAGGGUUUCAAACAAAGAUGAAAGAACGAGUGGAGGUGACCAGAAAGAUCGAGAAGAAAAGUCGAGAAAGAAGAAGAAGCAGAAGAAGAAGAAAAUCAACAACGUCUCUCCCUCGCGAUAUAAUUUCAGAGAUACUCUCAAAGCUGCCAUUUAAAUCUAUCGUGCGGUUUCGUUGUGUCUCAAAGCUAUGGUCAUCGAUCACCACCGAUCCAUAUUUCCAUAAAUCGCUACAAACAACACGUCUGUUAGUCGUCGGCUUCAGGAAACAUGAUGGGUUCUUUGUCUUGUCUAUUCCUCAAGAGAAUCUGCAGAAUCGGAACGAGUCUUUUGACUCUUUUACAUAUAAUUCGUAUUCCUGUUCUCAACCUAUUGGAAGUUACCGUAUGACACACGUAAGCUAUCAACGUUUCUUCACCAUUGAAACAGAGUCAAUUCACGGCUUGAUGAUCGGCUUUAUAACACCAAAGAUUCCCAUAGUCUGGAAGCCUAGCAUGAGAAAGUUGUUACCUUUGCCCAAACCCUUCAAAACGUGGUUGAUAGACUUUAGAAUCUUUUUAGGAUACGAUCCAAUCGAGGGUAAACACAAAGUUGUGUACCUGCCUAAGAUGCGUUUUGAUCAAGCUUUAGGUGAGUGCGAUGUUUUAACAUUGGGAUCGAGAUCAGCUCAAGAACCAUGGAGAACGCUGGAAAAAAUCCCUAAUCAUUUCCCUUUAACUGAUGGUAACACUAACACUGGUUAUUCUCAUGCACGAUGCAUCAACGGUGUUGUGUAUUAUCAUGCCAAACUUGGUUCCAAACUUGAUUCCAAAAUUGUUAUGAUGAGCUUUGAUGUAAGAUCUGAAAAGUUCCAUGUGAUAACAUUACCACGGGGUUAUAAGUCUUGGCGGAGGACGAUAUCAUAUCACGGAAAGUUUGCUUGUGUUGGUUAUGAUAAUCAAUGUAAGACAAUCUCAAUGUUUUUAUUGGAGGAUGCAACGAAACACGAAUGGUCCAUGCAUCAGUUUUCAGCUAGCUCUUCCCGAACAGUGUCCGGAUUUGAAUCAUUUCGACCUAAUGACUGA
Microthlaspi erraticum is the source of this 1083-nucleotide messenger RNA. NCBI's taxonomy places the organism in Eukaryota, Viridiplantae, Streptophyta, Magnoliopsida, Brassicales, Brassicaceae. The record is from the annotation of a GenBank genome assembly.